UGUUCAAACAACUAAUUUCAAGGUCAUUGGAUUUCUUCUAACGGAUCAUCCCGUUGUAUCAGUGCUGUACUAUAAAGGAGCCCUUCCAUUUACUGGAAAUCAUGAAUCGUCUGUGAUCCUCACUGUACAGCAGGGUGUCGAGCGAAUGCAGCUAACACACGCUUUCGCUCUUCAGUGAUGAAUGACAGCUCUCCAACAUCUGAGAACAUCAUGUUUCACCAGCUGACUGCAGAUACUCUGAAUGGCAGUUGUGAUUUGCCCACGUGUAACAAUAACACAGGUGAAGCGGCAUUGCAGCUGCCCACCUUUUCCAUGGCAGCAAAAGUGAGGGUGAUAAUUACCUUCACUCUUUGCGCAGUGUCAGCUGUGUGCAACCUCGGCGUGUUGUGGGCUGCCAGCACCAACAACAAGCGCAAGUCCCAUGUACGAAUUUUAAUCAUGAACCUCACCGUUGCCGACCUGCUAGUGACUUUCAUCGUGAUGCCAGUGGAUGCAGCUUGGAACAUCACGGUUCAGUGGCUGGCGGGAGAUCUGGCUUGCAGGCUGUUAAUGUUUCUGAAGCUCGUGGCUAUGUACUCCUGCGCAUUUGUGACCGUGGUCAUAAGCCUGGACAGACAAUCGGCCAUUCUCAACCCUCUGGCCAUUAAUAAGGCUAAGAAGAAGAACAAAAUAAUGCUGAGCGUGGCCUGGGUGAUGAGUGUUGUUCUCUCCGUCCCUCAGAUGUUCCUGUUUCACAAUGUGACCAUCACGGUGCCAGCCAAUUUCACUCAGUGUACUACUCGAGGGAGCUUCGUCAAACACUGGCAGGAAACCAUCUACAAUAUGUUCACGUUCAUAUGCCUCUUCCUGAUUCCUCUGGCCAUCAUGAUCUGCUGCUACACAAGGAUUCUGGUGGAAAUCUCUCGAAGGAUGACUAAAGGAAACAUCUCUUCAAAGGAAGUCCACUUACGCCGUUCACACAGCAACAUCCCCAAGGCCCGUAUGAGGACUUUAAAAAUGAGCAUAGUCAUCGUGACCUCCUUCAUAGUUUGCUGGACUCCAUACUACCUGCUGGGUCUCUGGUACUGGUUCCUUCCAGAGGAUUUAGAAGAGACUGUUUCUCACUCUCUGACUCACAUGCUGUUUAUUUUUGGACUGUUUAAUGCAAUCCUGGAUCCCAUCACUUACGGCCUCUUCACCAUCCACUUUCGCAAAGGACUGAAGCGCUACUGUCGCAGCGCGGCCGUGCUCACCGAGUCAGAGAAUAACUCCAUUAUCACGGGCUCAUUGAAAUGCUCACCAUCCCCGUUUCGCAUGAAAAGAGUGACCCAGCCGGUUACAGGAACUGACCCAGAGCAGAACACAAGCACGGUGGGUAAGGAAGAUAAGAAGGUAGCUGACGGUAAAACUAAAGAAUAGUGGAAGAAGCAAACAGUCCAGCAUUGAGAGCGUCAGUUGAUUAGAGAUACGGAUUUGACAUGGCAGGUCUUGCACCAGCUGUCUAGAUGCUUACAAGUGCAAUGAGACAAGAACACGAACCUGCCUGUUUGUUUCGACAUCGUAAGAAAGAUUGAGCCAGAGCGAGUCGAUUUGUUGAUUCGUUCACUGAUGAGCUGCCUAAAUUACUGAGUUAUA
Messenger RNA from Danio aesculapii, 1614 nucleotides. RefSeq names its product gonadotropin releasing hormone receptor 4 (gene gnrhr4). Gene Ontology annotation, biological process: G protein-coupled receptor signaling pathway. The transcript has 4 exons. Gene Ontology annotation, cellular component: membrane. NCBI's taxonomy places the organism in Eukaryota, Metazoa, Chordata, Actinopteri, Cypriniformes, Danionidae. The coding region runs from base 178 to 1398 and encodes 406 amino acids. Gene Ontology annotation, molecular function: peptide binding; gonadotropin-releasing hormone receptor activity. The record is from RefSeq and is a predicted model, not a curated record.